CGCUCGUGCUUCGGCGCCACUCGGCUCCCUUCCCGCCCCUCGCUCCCUCCCUCCUUCCCUCCCUCCCUCCCUCUUCUCCCUCCCUCCUGUCCUGGGACUGCCUGGAGCUCCGCACCGCGAGUUUGCCGCGGCACUUUCCGCGCGGCGGAAGAGCGCGCGCCAGCUUCGGCACACCUGGGUGCCCGAUCCCAGCCAUACGCCUCGUCCCCUACAAGCUCCUCCGAGCCCCGCCGGCUGCUGGGGGAGCGGCGGCCGUCCCGCUCCUGGAGGUCGUCCCCUGGCAUCCUCGGGGCCGCAGGAAGGAAAAGGAGGCAGCGGCCGGAGCCGUGGUGGGCGGCCUGAGGUGAGAGCCCGGCCAGCCCCUCUGGGAAUAUGGCGACCGGUGGCUACCGGACCAGCAGCGGCCUCGGCGGCAGCACCACAGACUUCCUGGAGGAGUGGAAGGCUAAACGCGAGAAGAUGCGCGCCAAGCAGAACCCCCCGGGCCCGGCCGCCCCGGGAGGGGGCGGCAGCGACGCCGCUGGGAAGCCCCCCGCGGGGGCUCUGGGCACCUCGGCGGCCGCCGCUGCCAACGAGCUCAACAACAACCUCCCGGGCGGCGCGCCGGCCGCACCUGCCGUCCCCGGCCCCGGGGGCGUGAACUGCGCGGUAGGCUCCGCCAUGCUGACCCGGGCGGCCCCCGGCCCGCGGCGGUCGGAGGACGAGCCCCCAGGCGCCUCUGCCUCGGCUGCACCGCCGCCCCGGCGUGACGAGGAGGAGCAGGACGGCGUCCCGGAGAAGGGCAAGAGCUCGGGCCCCAGUGCCAGGAAAGGCAAGGGGCAGAUCGAGAAGAGGAAGCUGCGGGAGAAGCGGCGCUCCACCGGCGUGGUCAACAUCCCUGCUGCAGAGUGCUUAGAUGAGUACGAAGAUGAUGAAGCAGGGCAGAAAGAGCGAAAACGAGAAGAUGCAAUUACACAACAGAACACUAUGCAGAAUGAAGCUGUAAACUUACUAGAUCCAGGCAGUUCCUAUCUGCUACAGGAGCCACCUAGAACAGUUUCAGGCAGAUAUAAAAGCACAACCAGUGUCUCUGAAGAAGAUGUCUCAAGUAGAUAUUCUCGAACAGAUAGAAGUGGGUUCCCUAGAUACAACAGGGAUGCAAAUGUUUCAGGUAAUCUGGUUUCAAGUAGCACACUGGAAAAGAAAAUUGAAGAUCUUGAAAAGGAAGUAGUACGAGAAAGACAAGAAAACCUAAGACUUGUGAGACUGAUGCAAGAUAAAGAGGAAAUGAUUGGAAAACUCAAAGAAGAAAUUGAUUUAUUAAAUAGAAUACAGGGGGUACAUGUGCAGAUUUGUUACAUGGGAGUAUUGUGUGAUUAUGAGGUUUGGAAUACAGAUCCCAUCACCCUGGUAGUGAGCAUAAUACCUGACAGGACCUAGAUGACAUAGAAGAUGAAAAUGAACAGCUAAAGCAGGAAAAUAAAACUCUUUUGAAAGUUGUUGGUCAGCUGACCAGGUAGAAGAUUCAAGACUCAAUGAGGAAAAAAUAUUUUAAACUACUGAUUGAAUGUUAUGGUCAAUGCUAGCACAAUAUUCCUAUGCUGCAAUACAUUAAAAUAACUAAGCAUGUAUAUUUAUUUCUAGAAAAUGGAUGUUUGUUUUCAAAAUACUUCUUUUUCAUUAUUGGUUUUAAAAAAAGCAUCAACCUUUUAUCUCACAAAUAAGUAAUAUCUUUCAGUUAUUAAAUGAUAGGUAAUACCUUUUUGGUUUUGUGUGGUAUUCAACUAAUACAUGGUUUAAAGUCACAGCCAUCUGAAUAUAUUUCAUCUUUGGUAGUACCUUUUCUCCCUUAGGAAUAUACAUAGUCUUUGUUUACAUGAGUUUAAAUACUUUUGGGAUAUUACCUACACAUGCCUUAUUACUGAUGUGUGCAACCUUUUAUGUGUUGAUGACUCACUCAUAAAGGUUUUUGUCUACUGUCAUUUCUUUCCACUUAUUCUAAGCAUUUAGAGUAAUAGAGUCAUACUUUUGUGUAACAGUAUCCUUUUAAAAGGAAAGCUGUUACAAAGUCACUGUCAUGUUCUAGUCGAUUAAAUAUAAAUUUAAGAGAAUACUUGAAUUGUGCUAUAAUAAAAAAAAUUUACUAUUUUGUGUUUGAAUAUUGAAAAAUUGAAUCACUUUAACUCCUGAAAAACAUACAAUUUUAAUUUUAAUGUAAAAUUUCUUAUGUAGGUACUACUUUUUUUUUAUUGUUCUAAGGUUUGCAAGUGAACAUAGGAUAUUUUAAAAGUUGUUUGUUCUUCAGGCCUGGAAAGUGUACAAAGUCAGUGUAGGAGAAAAAAAAUCCAUAUUUUUAUUAUAUUAGCAUGCACACUAAAAUAAAAACCAAAAUGUUAUUCAUACUUAAAACAUUUAUACAAAACAAUAUGUAAGCAGAAAUAGUACUAAAAUACAGUUUUUUCAUAUGAGAGAAUAUUCCCCUAUUUCAAUUUUAAGGAAUUUUGUUCCUAGCAUUGAAAUUUUAAAAACAGAAUUACUUCUAAAGAAUUAUACAAAUUUUCUCUUGUA
Molecule: messenger RNA, 2547 nt
Organism: Macaca mulatta (Rhesus monkey)
Lineage: Eukaryota; Metazoa; Chordata; Mammalia; Primates; Cercopithecidae
Gene: PAWR
Product: pro-apoptotic WT1 regulator
Biological process (GO): positive regulation of apoptotic process; apoptotic process
Cellular component (GO): cytoplasm
Source: RefSeq, a predicted model, not a curated record